Molecule: messenger RNA, 1623 nt
Organism: Pungitius pungitius (ninespine stickleback)
Lineage: Eukaryota; Metazoa; Chordata; Actinopteri; Perciformes; Gasterosteidae
Gene: samd1a
Product: sterile alpha motif domain containing 1a
Exons: 7
Coding region: 263-1534 (423 amino acids)
Biological process (GO): negative regulation of DNA-templated transcription
Cellular component (GO): nucleus
Molecular function (GO): histone binding; chromatin binding; DNA binding
Source: RefSeq, a predicted model, not a curated record
CACAUGGACCAGAGUGCGCGCGCACGUUCCCGUUCAGGACUGCAGAUUCCACCUUAAAAACCUCCUCCCGAGUUAAAACUUUUCGCCGCCACCCCGUCGGUCCACCUUAAGCGCACACGCAAAACGCAAGAGGCGUACAGCGAGGUUUCCGCUUCUCGCUUGUACUCGGACCGCGGCUCACGAAAAAAAAAAACACACCGUGUGCGAGGUUGACGCACUGAGGUAAGAAAAAAAAAGAAGAAAACCACAACGGGCGAGAACGAUGUCUGAAUCCGAGUACCGCGAGUGGAUCCUGGACACCAUCGACUCGCUGCGGUCGCGAAAAGCUCGGCCGGACUUGGAGAGGAUUUGCCGAAUGGUCCGGAGGCGACACGGGUCCGAGCCCGACCGAACCUGCGCAGAACUGGAUAAACUGAUCCGGGAACAAACCGUGUUAAAAGUUAAUUACAAGGGCUCUAUUUCAUACCGAAACGCGGCCAAGGUGCAGCGGAGGAGCAGAAAAAAAGACGAUGUGACGCUAACGACGGCCGCAAGAAGGAGCGCGGUGGAAGAAGCGAGUCACUCGGACCUGAGCAACGGGGACAGCGCGUUCGGUCCCGUGGACCAGGACGAGGAGGACCUGGAGGCCGACACCUCGAUGGUAAUUGACACAGACAGUAACGCGGACGAGGAAGGGGCGGAUGAGAGCCGGGACGGGCACGACGGACCCUCGCCCGGCCGCACGCUCGAAGAUGCCGCCGCCCCCGCCGCCGCGCCCUGUGCCUCUGUGCGAGCCAUCUCCGCCCCCUGCUCCCCCUCCGGCGCGCGGCACGGCCCCGGCUGCAGCAGCCCCGGCUCCGGUCCGGAUGGUGCCUCUUUCCAGAAGGUUGGUGAGAGGCCCAGCUCCUUGCCCCCCUCCAGCCCCGGAGCCCUCGCACACAAUGACUGGCCCUAUCAUUCUGCUGUCUGCUCAGUCGACCGUCAGCACCCAGGAAUGCAGGGGGACAAAGCAGCCACGAAGCCUGAGAGCCACUCUGCCACCACCAGCCCCUGCGCUUCAAAGAACCAGGUGAAGAAAGACGACGCGGGCAAGCUGGUGGACAGCAGCCUUUUGCCUGACCAGUUGGUACCCGACUACGCUGCAGGGCUGGAUGAGAGCAAGAAUGCGUGUGAAGGAAGACCACAGGGACUGUCCCUGCCAUCUGACAACUGUACAUUAAAGAAUGACAAAGAUAUUUCCUCCUUCAUUGUCGCCGAACACAGUCUUCUGAACGGUGAUAAAGGGGAUGAAGUCUCUGUGAAGACGGAGAACACGAGCCAGAACCUGAUGCUCUGGUCUGUGGCAGAUGUGGCCAGUUACUUCUCAGCGGCAGGCUUUCCAGAGCAGGCUGUGGCGUUCCGCUCACAGGAAAUUGAUGGGAAGUCCCUUCUCCUCAUGCAGCGCAGCGACGUGUUGACUGGUUUGUCCAUCCGUCUCGGCCCCGCCCUCAAAAUCUACGAGCGCCACGUGAAGGUGCUUCAGAGGACCCACUUCCUGGAAUGCGAAGACAUCUGAGGCGGCGCGACCUCUUGCACGACACACACAGACUACGCUGCAUGCAGUGCCCUCUCCCACCGAGAUGCUGCCCAGCCACCUUCAUAUAC